UGGUUGCAAACAGUGUUAGUAUUGAACAUCCUUUUCCKGUACACAUUGAUGAACAGUGCGAUCACUUGUGUGACUGUCACCACAAUUUGAUCUAUAAUUAAGUAAAGAUGGUUCGCAUGAAUGUGUUGGCCGAUGCUCUCAGAAGUAUAAACAAUGCAGAGAAGAGAGGCAAACGUCAGGUGCUGUUGAGGCCGUCGUCUAAAGUGAUCAUCAAAUUCUUGAAGGUUAUGAUGAGACACGGUUAUAUCGGCGAGUUUGAGAUAGUGGACGAUCAUCGGGGUGGCAAAAUUGUGGUCAACCUAACCGGUCGACUGAACAAAUGCGGUGUAAUAUCGCCCCGAUUUGAUUUGAAACUCCGAAACUUGGAGUCCUAUUUGGCACAACUGUUGCCGUCGCGUCAGUUCGGCUUUCUAGUGCUGACCACUUCGGGUGGUAUUAUGGACCACGAAGAGGCCCGAAGGAAGCAUUUGGGUGGAAAAAUUCUUGGCUUCUUUUUUUAGUUGAUUUAUUACAAUAAAUUAAAAGUAAAUAAAACCAUUUGAAUUGGA
Molecule: messenger RNA, 548 nt
Organism: Oppia nitens
Lineage: Eukaryota; Metazoa; Arthropoda; Arachnida; Sarcoptiformes; Oppiidae
Product: 40S ribosomal protein S15a
Exons: 3
Coding region: 108-500 (130 amino acids)
Biological process (GO): translation
Cellular component (GO): cytosolic small ribosomal subunit; ribosome
Molecular function (GO): structural constituent of ribosome
Source: RefSeq, a predicted model, not a curated record